GCUCAGCAGAGAGCAAGCAAAUACUUGUAAUGUGAGAAAGAACGACAGCAGAAUAAGAGGAGGAACUUUCUCGAACAAAAACAAGAAAACGAGCGACAACGCUGGACGCUGUUUUCAAAAAGCGUUAAGUUGGGUUACCCGGCCUGAGCAGCUCAAACAUGCACACAAGGAGGGUGGAACCCAAGUUGCAAUUGAAAUCGGGCCAUCAUCAAGGAUUGUUGUGACUCAACAUCAGCGAAGAGGUUCCUGCAAAGUGGAGAGUGGCGAUGGAAAGAGAUGGCGGCAAGGAAAAGGACGACGAGGGGGAAAGAGAGGAACGGGCCAAAAAAAAACAGCAGAAGCGUUCAAAAGUUUGGAAUCAUUUCAAACUCAAGAAGACAGACAACGUGGUGCAAUGUCUGCGCUGUCCAACGGAGCUGGAGGACAAGAAGUCAGUGAAGAACGUCUUCCCUCUGAGCAGCAGGAGUGGAAUUCCAGGAUGGAGGAGAAGGAACCACAGCCCCCCCAUAUUAAAGAGGAAGAGAAGGAACCACAGCCCCUUCACAUUAAAGAUGAACCGGAGGAGCCACAGCCCCCUCACUUGAAAGUAGAAGAAACACACUCACACCAUUUUAGAGAGGAAGAGGAGGAGCCACAGCAUUUCCAUGUUAAAGAGGACAAGCAGGAUCCACAUCCCCCUCACAUUAAAGAGGAAGAGGAGGAGCCACAGCCACCCUAUGUUGGAGAGGAAGAGGAGGAUCACAGCAUCAGUCAGGAGAAGCAUGAAAUAAUGGUGGAGUUUCCGGUUGUUGUCCCUGUGAGUAGUGAGGAUGAUGAGGACAAAGAUCAGGAACAUUUUCCUUGCUCGGUGUGUGGUAAAACAUUCUCUCGAAAAUGUUCUUUAAAAAGACACACAGAGACACACACACAUUCUGCCUGCUCAGUUUGUGGCAAAGGAUUCAUUGAUAAGUCACAUUUGAAAGAACACACAAGAAUACACACUGAAGAGAAACAGUUUCCUUGCUCACUGUGUGGUAAAAGAUUCUCUCAGAAAGGCAAUUUAAAAUUACACAAAAUUGUACACGCUGGAGAGAAACCUUUUCCUUGCAUGGUGUGUGGUAAAACAUUCUCCCAGAAAGGUAAUUUAAAAUUACACACAGUUGUACACACUGGCGAGAAACCUUUUUCUUGCUUGCUGUGUGGUAAAAGAUUCUCUCAAAAACGUAGUUUGAAAAUACACACAAGUGUACACACUGGAGAGAAACCUUUUCCUUGCACGGUGUGUGGUAAAGGAUUCUAUGACAAAUCUGGUUUAAAAACACACACAAGACUACACACUGGAGAGAAACCUUUUCCUUGCAUGGUGUGUGGUGAAAGGUUCUCUCAGAAGGGGAACUUAAAAAUACAUGAAAAUGUACACUCUCGAGAGAAAUCUUUUGCCUGCUCCGUUUGUGCUAGAGAAUUCACUACAAAGUCAAAUUUGAGAACACACACAAAAAUACACACUGGAGAGAAACCUUUUUCUUGUACAGUGUGUGGUAAAAGAUUCUCUCAGAAACGUAGUUUAAAAAUACACACAAGUGUACACACUGGAGAGAAACCUUUUUCUUGCACAGUGUGUGGUAAAGGAUUCUAUGACAAAUCUGGUUUACAAAUACACACAAGAGUACACACUGGAGAGAAACCUUUCCUUUGCACGGAGUGUGGUGAAAGAUUCUCUCACAAGAGUAAUUUAAACAUACAUACACGUGUACACACAGGAGAGAAACCUUUUGCAUGCUCAGUUUGUGCUCGAGGAUUCACUAAGAAGUCAUAUUUGAGAGCGCACACAAAAAUACACACUGGAGAGAAACCUUUUUCUUGUUCGCUGUGUGGUAAAAGAUUUUCUCGAAAAGUUGGUUUAACAACACACACAAGAGUACACACUGGAGACUAACUAGACCUGUCACGAUAACAAAUUCUGCUGGACCAUAAUUGUCCCACAAAUGAUUGCCGAUAAACGAUAUUAUCAACAUUAUUUUUAGACCAUUUUUUCAUUAAUGUAUUGAUAAUAUAUGGCUAACAAUGUGAGUACACUGUGUAAAAGCAAUGUAGUUUAAUUUCUACAGUAUAUGAAAUUUUAAUUGGAAUGUCAAGAGUUUCUAAAUAAAAUUAAUGAAACAACAUACUAAAUUAAACCCCAAUGAAUAUAAAAUAAGACUCUUCAUCUUUUAGCAAGAAUUUCACUUAAAUAAAAAUCACAAUCAAAAUAUAUCUGAUUUUGAAUCAGUCUUAUUUUUGUUAUUAAAAGCGGAGAAAUAACCCGGAAAUACUCAGAAGUUCAGCGUGUCAAUGGUAUAGUAUGUAUAUUUCCAUAUACACUUCCUUGAUUCACUGUUAGCAACGUUGUGUGUGGAAUACGCUGUUUACAUUUAAUGAAUUGUAACAUUUUGUUGGAGUUUGGCCAAAGUACCAUAUUUUCCAGACUAUAAGUCGCUAUGCUGAAUAAGGCGCACCAGCCAAAAAUGCACAAAGAAAACAUACCGUAUUUUCACGAUCAUAAAGCACACCGUACUAAAAGGCGCAGUCUCAGAGGUGCUAUUUUGGAUUUAACACAUACACAAGGCGCACCGUACUAUUGGGCGCAGGUAUGCACGGUAUUUUUACCGACUUAACAAACCCACUUGAAAUCACGAUGGUUAUCACUCAGCACAACAGUCUAAGUCAUGGUCCACAAUGAAAAACAUCACACAGCAACGCAAACACAGACAAGACAUUACCUCUACUUUUGCAGAACAAUAACUAACAACUAUGUAGCUCAAACAUGUAACUUUAAGAGCAUUUGCACCAAAAUACUACCGCAAAGCACGCUGAGGAACAGGAAGUAACACUACGCUACAAUUCGCUAGCACGCAUGCUAUUGUAUGUUUAGAAAAAGGCAGCAGAAGCAAAACUGAGUGCGGUAGUACUUUAUUGAAAAUAUAUUAUGUAACACUGUACUCACGUUAUUUAAUCAAGCGUCAUCCACAAAGCCAUCAAAGUCCUCAUCUUCUGUGUCCGAAAUGAACAACUGAGCAAGUUCUUCAUCGAACACGGCAGGCUCCCUCUCGUCAUUAUGAGAGUCAGUGUCGUUCCCGUGCGGCUCCUCAGAAAGAAUGCCGGCUUUCACAAAAGCUCGAACAACAGUGCAAGCAGAGACAUUAGCCCAAGCAUCCACAAUCCAGUCACAAAUUGUGGCUUAACUCGCACGGCGCUGCCUCCCAGUCUUUGUGAAGCUGUGCUCGCCCUCUGUCAAAUCAAAUCAAAUCAAAUCAAAGUUUAUUUGUAUAGCACCUUACAACAUCCCAAUGGUGCCCAAGGUGCUUCACAAGAGUUAAAAACACGCAAUAGCAAAUGAAAACAGGGUAAGAGCAAAUAAGGUAGAAUAAAAACAACUAAAACAAUAAAAUAAAAUAAAAAUACAGGCACAGAAUCACAACUAAAGUACAUUUCACCAUCAUGUGUCAUAAGCCAGUCUGAAUAAAUGAGUUUUUAAAAGAGAUUUAAAAACUGACAACUCCAUAGUAGAUCGUAGCGCAGGUGGGAGGGAGUUCCAAAGUGUGAGGGGAAAAUGCAGCAAAAGCACGAUCCCCCCCCCAUUUUUUGUAUUUCAUCCUUGGGACUUCUAAUGUUGUGUCUUGAGAAGAGUGCAGGGCCCUGGGGUGGUGACGGCCAUUUAAAAGCUCAGCCAAGUAUGCUGGAGCAAGUCCAUUAAUGGCCUUGAACGCAAAUAAAAGGACUUUAAAAUGUAUUCUAGACGUUACCGGGAGCCAAUGGAGAGAACGGAGAACUGGAGUGAUAUGGGUGUAUUUUGGAGCAUUAGUAAGAAGGCAAGCAGCUGCGUUUUGUACCAACUGGAGCCUGCGGAGGAGGUACUGAUUUACUCCAGUGUAGAGGGCAUUACAAUAAUCAAGCCUCGAGUUGAUGAAAGCGUGAAUCGCUUUUUCGAGAUCUGUACUAGACAAAAAUGGCUUUACCUUUGCCAGGAGCCUGAGGUGGAAGAAACUCGCUCUGACCACAGAAAUAAUUUGCUUGUCGAACUUUAGACUGUUGUCAAAAAACACAACAAGGUUUUUAAAGGCAGGAGCAAAAGGAGGGGUGGGGGUGUUAAAAUUGGUUUCACUGUGCGGUGAAUCAGGGGUAAAAACAAUGUACUCCAUUUUUCCUUCAUUUAAAUGAAGGAAAUUCUGAGACGGCCAUUGUUUGAUGUCAUGAAGGCAGCUAUGGGGAGGUCUAGUGCGUUCUUGUCACUGAGCAUUACUGGUAGGUAGAGCUGUACAUCAUCGGCGUAAAAAUUAAAAUGGAUAUUGUGUUUGGAGAUGAUUAGACCCAAUGGUAGCAUGUAUAGUGAAAAUAAGGUAGGCCCAAGGAUUGAACCCUGGGGCACGCCAGAAGAGAGGGGAGCGGUUUUAGAGGAGAAGUCAUUAAUCAUUACUGAAAAAGUCCUGUUGGUGAGAUAUGAAAUGAACCAUUUCAGCACAGAGCCACGUAGGCCAACACAGUGUUCAAGGCCGGAGAUGAGGACUGAGUGGUCCACAGUAUCAAAAGCAGCUGUAAGGUCUAAAAGCACCAGCACUACAGAGUUUUUAGCAUCAAGGGCUGUGAGGAUGUCAUUGUGUACUUUCAAUAACGCGGAUUCUGUGCUGUGACGGGUUAUAAAGCCUGAUUGAAAUUUGUUAGCAAUAUUAUGGAUAGAUAGAUAUGACCGGAGUUGUGAGAAGACAAGUUUCUCCAUGACCUUGGACAGAAAGGGCAUAUGUGAAAUUUGACGGAAGUUGGAUAGACUUGAUGGGUCUAGGUUCGUUUUUUUAAGAAGUGGUCGAACUACAGCUUGCUUGAGGGCAGUAGGGACAAUACCCAGCCUGAAGCAGCUGUUCAUAAAUAGAACAAGUCUGGGACCAAUGGCAUCUAUAACCUCCUUCAUUAUCCUUGCAGGGAUAACGUCUAGAGGGCAGUUGGUGGGGUUUAACUGUUGGACUGAUUUUUUUAAGAAGAGAAGUGGAGAUUGGCUCAAAGUUCUCAAAAGUGUGCUUUACAGGGGAGUCAGGCAGACUAGCAGAUGAGACCUUUGGGAUGGAUUGUCUGACUGUUGCAACCUUGUCCAUAAAAAAUUGAAGUGUACUACAUGUGUGUUCAGAAACAUCAUUAAAUACAGCAGUGACAGGGUUAAUAACAGAAUUAAUGGUGCUAAAUAGCACUCUGGGGCGAUGGCUAUUGCUAGAAAUUAUGUUUGAUAAAUAUUUUGUUUUUGCUUCCUUCAUGGUUUUAUGGUAAGUGGCAAGACUGUCCUGAAGAAGCCCAGUGGUACAGGAAGUCCAUCCUUCUUCCAUUUGCGCUCAGCCUGCCUACACUGCCGUCUCAGGAAGCGAGUGGUUUCAUUCAGCAAUGGUUCAGGUGUGAGUCUGGUAGCUUUGUCCUUAAAUGGUGCCACAGAGUCCAGGAUCUGGGAGCAUGUGGAAUGGAAAGAGGAGAGGAAGGUGUCCGGACACAUUAUAGGACUUAGGUCUGUGCCUGAAAAUGCAGCAGCAAAGUCAUUGGCUGUUGUGGAGGUGAUAACCCGGUGGCGGGAGGUGGGAGCAGGUUUCAGUACAGCUGGAGGUGCUAGCGUCUGGAAGCAAUCGAAGGAGUGAUCGGAAAUAAGAACAUUUCGUAUAUUAUUAACGGACACAGAUAGUCCAUGGGAGAUGACAAGGUCCAGUGUGUGCCCAAGUUGAUGAGUCCAACUGUCAUCCAACGCUCCCACGCCGCUCGCAACUUGACUUUAAAAGCCCUGUUGACGCCGAUGUCCAGCGGUUGGAGCUCCUUUGUCAAGCCUCCCGGAAUGAUGGCAAGCUCAGAGUUCAUUUGGUGCACUUGCCUUUUCACAGCGGCUGUUAGGUGGGCGCGCAUGGAGUCACAGAUCAACAAGGGUGGUGACGCGUGGAAAAAAAACAACCGGUCUCUUUAUGUACACGUCACUCAGCCACUCUUUCAUUUUCUCCUCGUCCAUCCAGCCCUUCUGAUUAGCCUUCACGAUGACUCCCGCUGGAAGCUUUUCCUUCGGCAGCGUCUUCCUUUUAAAAAUAACCAUGGGUGGAAGUUUCUGACCAUCACCAUGGAAACCAAGCACAACAGUGAAAGCAGACUUCUCGUGCCCCGUUGUGCGUAUAGCUACCGUCCUGGUUUCCUUCCUCUCAACUGUGUGGUUCACCGGGAUGUCAAAAGUGAGCGGCACCUCGUCCAUGUUGGUGAUGUGGUUGGGCUGGAUUUUUUUUGUCGGCGAUCUUUUGUACAGCAGAAGGAGCGGAAGGUGGCCACCUUUUCCUUAUAAUCCACCGGCAGUUGCUGUGCCACGGUAGUCCUUGUCCGGAUGGAUAGAUUGCACCGUUUCAUAAAACGAAAGCACCAAGACGGACCUCCUUGAAAAUGCUCAAUUUUCAUUUCUUCGGCAAGCUUUACUGCCGUCAGUCGAAUGGUGACUGUAGACACGCUUCUCCCAGCUGCUCUUUGAACGUUGAUCCAUUGCUCCAGUUGGUCUUCCAACUCCGGCCACCUCGCCUUGUUUCCGCGGAAACUCAGCGUCGUCUUCUUCACUUGGCGAAGCUCAUUUUCCUGCUUCCUCCAUUUGCGAACCCUGGAUUCGUUUACCUUAAAUUCUCUCGCGGCUGCUCUAUUUCCAUGUUCCUCAGCGUAACUGAUAGCCUUCAGUUUAAAUUGUGCUUCAUAAGCAUGUCUCUUUGCAGGUGCCAUUUUCGGGUGUUCUUCGCCAAACCAAUGUUGUUUUGCACAGUGCACAUACGGGCACGAUAUACGUACCUACUGGGGGCGUGUCUUUAGCGUCCUCUUUCACGCCCCACACUUCGCCCUCCUGUCCUGUGUCACAUCCGCAUUUGCUUUGCUGUCCUCAAUCACAUCCGCCUUUGCUCUAUAUAAGCAGCGUGUCGGCAGGCAAGGCUGCCAGUCAGUCAAGAGGAGCGCUCAUGAAAGUCACACAAACACUUGCCGGUACAAAAUUUUGGAACUCGGCGCACACAUAAGGCGCUUCGCAUUACAAGGCGCCCCGCCCAUUUUGGACUAAAUUUAAGACUUUAAAGUGUGCCUUAUAGUCGUGAAAAUACGGUAUUUAAGUCGCACUGGACUGUAAGUCGCAUUUUUGGGGGGGAAAUUUAUUUUGUAAAAUUAAUUGACCAAGAACCGAUAUUGAAAGGCAAGCUACUGUAUAGUAAUAAGUUCAUAAAUACACAGGACUUGAUGGAAAAUGUCCUUUGUGUCAAUAGAUGGUAAUCACAUGAGGUGCGGAUGUUGAGAGUGGCGUGGGAACUUUAGCCAUGGGAAGGAUGUAAAUUUUGGGACACAUCAUCAGUAUUGUACCUUUUGAAUCAGUGGGUGGCCUUUCAACACUAGACACCCUCAUCAAAGGCGGCCAACUACAGGGUAAUCAAGCCUGAGCCUGUGUCCCAGGCCCAAUUCUGAGUAAAGUAGUGCCUGGAAAGUGGAGGGAGAUGGGCUAGGCGGUAAGGUUCUGACCUGGGAAGAAGGGGGUGGGUUUAAAACUUCUUUAGGGUCGUCAGGUAGGUACCCUCCUUCAUUGGUGUUUUGACGAUAGGCCCACUGAUAAGCCCAUGACAUCCCCAGAGAGCUCAUCGGCAACACCUGGCAUCCCAGGUGUGUGCCCCCUCCAGCAAGUGUCCUUGCACUUCUACAGCUAUCUAUAGCCACUGGCUGCUUCUUUCGGCCUCUUCAGAGACUGAUCUUAUUGUCUGUCACAGAGCCUGUCCAUGAAUACCAAGGACUUUCAUAAGCCUGAUGGUGGAGGAAGCCACAAAACCUCUGCAUCCUACUUCAGCUGGAUAGAAAUUGGCCUUCCAUCCUCGUUGUUGUGCACCUGUUGCCAAAUCUGUAUAGCACAGUUUCUUUCGUUCGUAGGCCUCUUCGGUGGAAUCCUCCCAUGGGACCGUGAGCUCCAUGAUGUGGACCACCUUUAGUAAAUAGGCGUCUGUUAAUAUAACGUGAAUAGGUGGUAUGUUAACGUAACAUAAUAAAUUAAUAGUCAGAUAACUAUAGCCUAAACAACAUAACAUAACUAGUUUACUUGCAGCUUGUAGUCUGCAGAAUAUGAUUUUCUUUGUGGGGGCAUUUGUGUUCCGUCUUUCUCAGUUGUCUUUAUCAGCUGAUGUUUACAUUUUAAAUUUUCAGUGGUACAGGAGCGAUAGGUGUAGCAGAUACUGGCACACAAGCCUAGAGCUCCCUCUCGUGGCUGUCAGUGUGGAAAAAAAAAAACAAGUUGCUCCAGAGUAUCACAGAACCAGCCAAACCAUGGGGAAAAAAGUGUGACUUAUAGUCAGGAAAGUACAGUACUUGUUUUUGAUACAACAAAAUGCGUUUGGUGCACAACGAUGUGUCAUACUUCAAUCAUGGCAGCUGAAACGUAACUUCCACCGUUUUCUAUUAUUUAUUUCAUUGUCUUUGUCACAAACUUUAUGUCACAAAAUGACGAUGCACAAAUGGGCUAAAAUUGACAUCAGGUCUUGUUUUAUACACAUCAGGCACAAAGAAAGUAUUUGAUCGUGUAGCACACGACACAUGCAGCUCGCAAGAGACUGAAUGACUGACAGGAGGGUUCACUCACUCUGUUCAUUCCUCUAUAGAACCAAUGUGCCCGGGUGUUGAAUAUGAGAGAGGAGGAAAACAAACACGCAUGCACAUGUCAGUUUAUCAAGGCCGGCAAAAUUAUUGAGUUUGUUUUUAUUUAGCAUGCGGUUAAUUGAUUAUCGUGACGGACCUACUGGAGACAGACCUUUUCCUUGCAUGGUGUGUGGUAAAAGACUCUCUCACCAAGGUAUUUUAAUAAUAUACACAAGCGGACACACUGGAGAACCAUUUUACCUGCACAAUUUGUGCGAAAGGUUUCCUUUGGAAGGUAUCUUUGAUAAAACACACAAGAACACACGCUAGUAAAAACAAAUAACUACAGUUUUAGUAGUAAAGUUGUGUAAAAAACUUCUGACGUUGCUAAUUGAAAUAAUGAUGAAAUGUUAGCAAUGUUUUCUAUGUCCCUUGGACUCUUUUUCUCACGCUGAAGAUUCUCUUUAGACCGCCCACAAGCUCAUUGAUUGACUGUGCUGUUUCUUGCUAACUUGUAAUUGGCCGUCCCUAAUAUCCUGGAAUAUUCCUGGGUGAAUUUGAGUCCCCCCCCACUUUGGUUCUGGGUGGUGGUUCAACCAUUUGAAAUGAUUUCCUUUCAUUUUAAUAAAUACCAAUUUGUGUUAAUCCAUCCAUUUCUAUGCCUCUGACCAUAACAGUAAUCAUUCUUUCCAAUAUAUGAUGUGCUGUUAAUGUUGAAAUUGUAAGAAAUAAAUUUACACCAAGAAGUUUCAAUCAUCAGUAUUGGUGCCAUCUAUGUUUAUCAAAUUUAUAUCUUCUGAUAUCAAGGAAUGUGAAAUGUCCUCCAAACUUGUCUUCAAUUCAGUUUCUCGUAGAAAAAACAGUUUUGAGCUCAUGUCUUUUAUUUUGUUCAUUUAUUUAAGUUUGUUUUAAGUUGUUUUUUGUGUACCUCUGCAGUUGCAUGAAAUUAAAUGAAACUUCUUGAUAUAUGGACAAUAAAGUGUUUUGCGUUAAAAUCUAAAGUCUUCAUCCAUGUUGCAGUUUGGGGUUUACUCUUCCAAAGUUGUUGAAUUUUUUUAGGCUAAGUCAGGGUGCAAUUGAACUUGUUGCCCCUGAAACUUGUUCCUAACCUUUUUCACGAGCCCAACAGACAAUAGUCAGUCAAAGAUGGCGAAGAAAGAAAGAGAGCGAGAAAAAGAAGAGGGCAAAAAAAAGAGUGUUUGGUGAUGGUUUUUGUAUGCUACACACAUACAGUAAAUAUAUAUUAACACUUUUUUUUAUUGUACCUUGAAUGGGUUUGAACCUUAAUCACUAAGUUUAGACUCCUGAGUCUAAGUUCAGAUUCAGCUUUAAUAAAAGUGCAGUAACAGUAACCAAAUUUGUCACAAAAAUUCACUUUUUAAAGCCAUCUAACUGUAUUGUCAAUGCUUCGAUUGUCAAUGCUGAUUUUUUCAUCAAUAAGGAGACAAAUAAGCCAGUUGCCAAGCUUCUUGUCUUUUAUUUCAUACAUUUAGUAUGUGGUACUGGGGCCGCACGGUGGCCUAGUGGUUAGCAUGUUGGCCACACAGUCAGGAGAAUCUCCGUGGAGUUUGUGUAUGAAUGUGAUGAAUGAAUGUUUGUCUAUAUGUGCCCUGCGAUUGGCUGCCGACCAGUCCAGGGUGUACCCCGCCUCUUGCCCGAAGUCAGCUGGGGUAGGCUCCAGUAUAUCCCCCGCAACCCUAAACUAUCGUGUGUGAAUAGAAA
Messenger RNA from Dunckerocampus dactyliophorus (ringed pipefish), 10323 nucleotides. RefSeq names its product gastrula zinc finger protein XlCGF57.1-like. Gene Ontology annotation, molecular function: RNA polymerase II cis-regulatory region sequence-specific DNA binding; DNA-binding transcription factor activity. Bases 395 to 1915 code for a protein of 506 amino acids. NCBI's taxonomy places the organism in Eukaryota, Metazoa, Chordata, Actinopteri, Syngnathiformes, Syngnathidae. The transcript has 5 exons. The record is from RefSeq and is a predicted model, not a curated record. Gene Ontology annotation, biological process: regulation of transcription by RNA polymerase II.